Coffea eugenioides is the source of this 2034-nucleotide messenger RNA. RefSeq lists its product as uncharacterized. Bases 1 to 2034 code for a protein of 677 amino acids. The record is from RefSeq and is a predicted model, not a curated record. Lineage: Eukaryota; Viridiplantae; Streptophyta; Magnoliopsida; Gentianales; Rubiaceae. Gene Ontology annotation, molecular function: RNA-DNA hybrid ribonuclease activity; nucleic acid binding. The transcript is spliced from 2 exons.
AUGCUCCGGAGACAGGAGAAGGUGGUAGCCCAGACGACCAACUUGGAGCCCUACAUCCCGGGGGAGAAGGCCCGACAGUUGGGCACCCGGGACGAGAUUGAGGAGUUCCCCUUGAGAGAGGACAGGCCCGACCAGGUCCUUCGCAUCGGUGCGUUGCUGCCUUCCGAAGAGAAGGAGGGGUUAAAGGCCCUGCUGAGGGAGUACUCCCGGGUCUUCGCGUGGACGGUUGAGGACAUGCCUGGGAUUCCGACUGACCUGGCCGUCCACCACCUCAACGUAGAUCCCCGCUUCAAGCCGGUGAAGCAGAAGAAGAGGAAUUUCACCCCAGAGAGGAAUGAGGUGAUCAAGAAGGAGGUUGGCAAGCUGUUGGAAUCCAAGAUCAUCCUGGAGGUAUAUUACCCGACCUGGCUAGCCAACCCGGUUCUAGUGAAGAAGGAAGACCAAUCUUGGAGGAUGUGUGUGGACUUCACAGACCUCAAUAAAGCCUGUCCAAAGGAUUGCUUCCCUUUGCCGAGAAUUGACAUGUUAGUAGACUCUACUGUGGGUUUUGACGUUCUGUGUUUCCUGGAUGCCUUCAAGGGAUACAACCAGAUAGAGAUGGCUGAGGAGAACCGGGAAAAGACUUCCUUCAUUACUGAGGAAGGGACGUACUGUUACCGGACUAUGCCGUUUGGGCUGAAAAACGCUGGAGCUACCUACCAGCGCUUGGUCAACAGAUUGUUCCAGAAUCAGGUCGGCAGGAGUAUGGAGGUCUACGUGGACGAUAUGAUCGUCAAGAGCCGAACUGACCGGCAGCUCGUUCCCGACCUGAGGGAAAUCCUGAACAUCCUAUGGGAAAGCCGGAUGCGGCUGAACCCGAAGAAAUGCACCUUCGGGGUUAGGUCGGGAAGGUUCCUGGGAUUCCUGGUCUCCCGAGAGGGGAUCCGGGCUAAUCCAAAUAAGCUCCAGGCCAUCAUAGAUAUGGCCCCUCCGAAGAAUAUAAAGGAGGGAGAAACCCUGUUCCUAUACUUGUCCAUUUGCAACGAGACCGUUAGUGCGAUUUUGGUGCGGGAAGACAAGGGGGCUCAGAGGCCAAUAUAUUACGUCAGCCGUGCUUUACAAGAGCCGGAAACGCGGUACACAUCAGCAAAAAAAUUGGUCCUGGCCUUGGUGCACGCCGCCCGGAAGCUCCGACCUUACUUCCAAGCCCACAGCAUCGUUGUCGUGACUGAUCAGCCCUUACGACAGAUACUCACGAAACCGGAGGUCUUGGGCCAAAUGACCAAAUGGGCCGUCGAACUAGCCGAGCAUGACAUUGGCUACCAGCCUCGCACUGCUAUCAAAGCUCAGGUCCUGGCGGACUUCCUUGCUGAGGGGGCCGGUUUGUCUGUGACUGAGUCAAGCUCCCCGCCCGAGGAGGUACAGCCGGAAGAGCCGUGGGUACUGUUUGUGGACGGGGCCUCGAGUAAGGAGGGGAGCAGAGCCGACCUGCUGCUCACCUCGUCCACCGGGGAAGAGCUGACAUAUGCGCUCAGAUUUGACUUUCCGGCAUCCAACAAUGAGGCAGAGUACGAGGCCCUAUUGACUGGGUUGCGGGUAGCCCACCAGAUGGGUAUAACCGCGAUCAAGGUCCGGAGCGACUCCCAACUCGUGGUCCACCAAGUUCGCGGGGACUACGAGACCAAGGAGGACAUCAUGAAAAAAUACUUAGCCAAGGUACGAGAGGUGAUAACCCUGUUUGAUGUUUUUGAAAUCGAGCAGGUGCCGAGAUCACAGAACAAGCGCGCGGACGCCCUGUCAAAACUGGCGUCCUCUUCGUUUGCUCACCUGAACAAGGAAGUCUUGGUGGAGGUAGUCAAGCGAAAAUGUAUCGACCAGGUCCAAGUCUUGGCCAUAGACAGCCCGGCCUCUUGGAUGACUCCCCUCGUGGAUUUCCUCAGCUCGGGUGUCCUCCCCGAGGACAAAACCGAGGCCCGACGACUCCAACUCAGGGCAUCAAGUACGCCUACGUUGGGAGGACCCUCUACAGGAGGUCGUAUCUGUCUCCCUGGCUAA